This is a messenger RNA of Notothenia coriiceps (black rockcod), 1766 nucleotides long. RefSeq names its product solute carrier family 35 member D3 (gene slc35d3). NCBI's taxonomy places the organism in Eukaryota, Metazoa, Chordata, Actinopteri, Perciformes, Nototheniidae. The coding region runs from base 1 to 786 and encodes 261 amino acids. The record is from RefSeq and is a predicted model, not a curated record. The transcript has 2 exons.
AUGUUGAACCACAAAUACGUAGCUCUUUCCUACUUCUACAUGUUGAACCGCAAAUACGCUGUGCUGCUGGUGUGCUCCCUCAUCUCCCUGGACACCGUCAACAUGUGGUCGUACGAGGGCUGGAAGGACCCCCACAUCACCGUAAUCUUCUUCUGCUGCGUCUUCAUCGGCUGUCUCAUGAACUUCACCACGCUUCACUGCACGUACAUCAACUCCGCCGUCACCACAAGCUUCGUCGGCGUCGUCAAGAGCAUCGCCACCAUCACGGUGGGAAUGCUGGCGUUCACCGACGUGGCGCCAUCUCGCCUGUUCAUCGGCGGCGUGGCGGUCAACACCAUCGGCUCCGUCACUUACUGCGUGGUCAAAUACUUUGAGACGAAGAAGAUGAGUUUGUACGAAGAUCUGGAGGAAGCUGGGAAAGACGGAGCGCUUCCUGGCGAGCCUCACCAAGAGAAACCGGCUCUAAACGGGGAUCCUGGAUCUAAUCCGGGACAAACGGAGGUCGACGGGGUGUUGAUUGGUCACGGGAAGACCGAGGUAGUUCAGGACGGUGUGGCUAACGGAGAUGUGUGGACAGGAAACGGAGAAACAGAGGCGAAUCCCCAUGUUAUGACGGAAACAGAAAUGCUAGAGAUGCAGCGAGAGCAUCUUCACAAGGAAAACGCCGCCCCGAACCCCGGUCCGUCGGUCAGUGACAGCUAUCUGGGGGUUUGGAGGUCCAUCAGACAUCUGCAGUUCAUGAAGAAAGAACCUUUAAUCGACAACAUGGAGCAGCAGAGUCCGUAGGGCCUGAAAAGAGACCUGGACAGACUCUAGAAAUGAAGAAUUAGAGGAAAGAAGAACACUUGCUGCAGAAAAAGAGACUCAAUGUCCGCCGGGAACGCACUUCGUUAGCAGCGCUGAACUAAUGCUCGUUGGAAACAUAUUUGCUGCGACACCUCGAGGAGCUUUGAGUGCAAAGAACAGGCCAAACAGAGAGAUACGUUUUGUGUUUAUAACGAGAAGUAAAACAGAGGUUCCUGGUGGAGAAAAGUGGAUGAAGAGUUUUGCGAGUAGCUGCCUGUCAGAGAUAAAUUCGGCGGGGACGAGGCUAACCGCCGUGUAGCAUGAUUUGCGUCUCCUCGGAUUAGCCUGCUAUCCAAAAAAAGAAGCAGGUCUUGAAGUAAAAGUGCAAAAACAUCCAAUCAGGGAACAGCAAACAAACAGCAGCAGACGCCUGAGAGUUCAUCUUUUAUUAUUUAAACCUGGGGGAAGUCUUGUUUCUGCUCAAUUGGAGGAUGUGAUCUGAUGAAUCUUGAAUGCACCUGAAGCAUGCGCUGGUCAGAGAAAAUGCUUAUGGGUGUUUGAGUCUGAAAAUGAGAUGUAACCCUGCAGGUCUUCAGUCACACCUGUUUAGAGUUGGUUUACCAUUCAUGUUUCUGCUUUAAUACGUUAGUGGCUGCUUUAACAUAUGCAGGGAAAUAAGGUUUCAUGUUGGGUUUCAGUGUAAGGUUCUGCUUUUACGUUAGAAAGGUAUUUGAGCUUUUUGUUUCUGUCCAAACACUUUGCCAUUGCUAAACAUACACACUGGCCCGGAAGCAGUGCAUUCUUCUUAUCACGUUAGCUUAGCAUAAAGACUGGGAGACUGGUUAAACAUUUAGCAAGUUUCUGUCCAAUAAAAACAAACAAAACAACAGCAACAGAAACCAACACAGAUUAGAUUAAUUAACUGCAAAGACAAUGUUUUUCCAAUAUUGAUUAAUUGUGGAAUAAACCCUUUAAGUGUC